GUUGUUGUUGUUGUUGUAGACAUCGAGUUUCAUGAUUUCACAAUCACAGUCUUUUAUUUUACCCAAGCUGCUAGAACUAGAAGUGUCCAAAUCCUCAGUUCAGGUCUUGGCUGUUGCAGAGUUAGUUGCAGCAGUCCAUCCAGUCCUGCACUCAGGCUGCAUAGCAGGGAGUGUGGCAUUUUGAGCCGACCCGGCUGGAGAAGAUCUACGUCUUUUGUAGUCAAGCACAGCACCUCCUAAUAUACACUUGGGAGCGAGGACUGGGCUACCUUUUGAGAGAAACGCUGCAUGCAAGAGAGCUAGAUCCGUUGGCGUUUGCAGGUCCGUGCAUCUCUUUCGUGACCGGACGCAAUGGCGGAGAUUAGCGCACGUAGUCGGAUCCGCGGAUCGCUGCUUGGUCUAGCGUGCGGCGAUUCUGUCGGCACUGCCGUGGAGUUCAGCAAACCUGGCUCGUUUGAACCGUUGACAGACAUGAUUGGUGGUGGAGCAUUCAAGCUGGAACCAGGCCAGUGGACGGACGACACGAGCAUGGCACUGUGUCUCGCUGAGAGUCUGAUUGAGAAGGGUAGACUCGACCUGUGUGAUCAGCUGAGACGCUACAUUGAUUGGUAUGAGAAUGGUCAUUUAGGCAGUACCGGGGUGUGCUUUGACAUCGGCAUGACCACUCGCAAUGCCCUCAUGAAGUUCCGCAGGGACCAGGUCAAUCCCAUUGUCGGAGCACAGGCCGAGAAAGCUGCAGGCAAUGGUUCCCUAAUGAGGCUGUGCGCUGCACCUCUGGCAUUCUGGAAACAACCACGUGCAGCCAUGGAAGCGGCUGUGUGGUCUUCGAAAACUACACACGGCGCUCCUCAGUGUUUGGAUGCUUGCAGGUACUUUGCUGGGCUGUUGGUUGGUUGCAUGAAUGGUGUUUCGAAAGAAGAGCUCCUCUCGUCCAUGUACAGUCCAUUUGGAGUUGGGUUCUGGGAUACCUUGGACCAGCCACUGCACAAAGAGAUCAGAGAGGUGAUGGAAGGCUCGUUUCGUGUUCGUGAGCCACCAGAAAUUGUUGGAGCUGGAUACGUAGUGAAGACUCUAGAGGCAGCCCUCUGGGCAUUCCACCAUACCGAUAACUUCCGAGAUGGAUGUCUGAAAGUAGCCAACCUUGGCCAUGAUGCUGACACAACAGCUGCGGUGUACGGUCAAAUAGCCGGUGCCUACUAUGGAGAAGACGGUAUUCCCCAGGGAUGGAGGGAGAAGUGCUGCCUCGCUCCUCUGAUCUGCAUGAUGUCUGAUGAGCUGGAUGAGAUGUCGCAACAUUACGCAACAGCAUCGCUAGAGGGUAUGGCGGAGACUGGCAACGUAGGAAGCAUGGAUGAUGCAUCGUCAACACCACAAUAUACUGCUGGACAGGAUUAUUGGAAUUUGAAGAUCAUGGGAUUUGACAAGAUGGAGGAAGACUUAGCAUUGUUUGUGCGCAGAAUGCAGCCAUCUCCGAAGGCUUUUAAAAGUCUUGAAGAAGCACUGGAAGGCAAGAAGACAUUCAUGGAUAGUUACGAGAGCUUGGACAAGGAAUAUUGCAGCGUGGCAAUUCGUGAUUCAAUGGUUCAGAUCAUGGAUGGCUGGAUCAGCAAAGAAUCCAAUCGCCUGCAGGCUUCAAGACGGCUGUAAAUACGGACGCCGAUUUUCUCAGACUAGCUUAGCCGUUGCUGUCCGGGACUGGUUGUGUAAUGUGUGCGUGCCAAGACAACAGGACCUGUAUAAUAUGGGAAGAGUUUGUUUGCACGGCGUGUUCUAGUGCAUAAGGCAUGGAAGGGAUGACGGUUGAUGCACUUACCGUGCCUACCAUGCAUGAGCGCCAGAUGAUGAGUGAUACAGUUCAGAUGCACACCAGGAACUACGCCUUGCGUUGACAACAUGGAUGUACGAAGCAUCUGUGGAUCGGCACUAUAUGGCAGUGCAUGAGAUAAACUGCAUAGGCUUUAGGAAGAUUUCUGUACAUCGUUAUAUUGUCAAGUGAUUUAAAAUACUAUAGGAUUGAUUUGUGCCAGUUUGUGACUGUUUCUGGUGCUCAGAGUUCGUGAGUUGUUGAA
Messenger RNA from Sycon ciliatum, 2069 nucleotides. RefSeq names its product ADP-ribosylarginine hydrolase Tri1-like. The transcript is spliced from 11 exons. The record is from RefSeq and is a predicted model, not a curated record. Lineage: Eukaryota; Metazoa; Porifera; Calcarea; Leucosolenida; Sycettidae. Bases 352 to 1647 code for a protein of 431 amino acids.